GAAGAUGUCUGGCCUGAACAUUUCAUGUUGAUUGAAUCAGAGACUUGUGCACCGGGAUAUCUAAACUUGCCGCCUAGACGCUGACUUGUACCCUCUGGGAUCCGGCUACGUCCCUGAAAUUGACAGUGUCCAUGACAUAUCAGUUGGCACAAAGAGGGGAUCCGACGAACUCUUUUCUUCCUGCAUAUCCAACGGGCCCUAUAUCAUGAACUCAGCCAAUGGCAACGACAGCAAAAAAUUCAAAGGUGACGUCCGCAGUCCUGGUGUUCCGUCACGUGUGGUCCAUGUACGCAAGCUGCCCAAUGACAUAAAUGAGGCUGAGGUUAUUGGUCUGGGACUGCCCUUUGGGAAGGUCACUAAUCUGCUGAUGCUGAAAGGGAAAAACCAGGCGUUCUUGGAACUGAACAGCGAGGAGUGUGCACAGACGAUGGUGAGCUACUACUCCUCUGUCACCCCCGUCAUCAGAAACCACCCGAUUUACAUGCAAUACUCAACCCAUAAGGAGCUCAAGACGGACAACUCCCCUAACCAAGUGCGUGCCCAGGCAGCUCUGCAGGCAGUCAAUGCACUGCAUGGAGGUGGAAUGGGCAGCAUGGCCAUUUCCGCAGAUGCAGGUACCAUGGGAGGAGCAGGGACUCAAAGCCCUGUGCUCAGAGUCAUAGUGGAAAACCUCUUCUACCCUGUUACCCUGGACGUACUACACCAGAUUUUCUCUAAGUUUGGCACUGUGCUGAAGAUCAUCACUUUCACCAAGAACAACCAGUUCCAGGCUCUGAUCCAGUACGCAGAUGGCAUGACAGCUCAGCACGCUAAACUGUCUUUAGAUGGUCAGAACAUCUACAACGCCUGCUGUACCUUGAGAAUUAGCUUCUCCAAGCUCACCAGCCUCAAUGUCAAGUACAACAAUGACAAGAGCAGGGACUACACCCGACCAGACCUCCCAACUGCGGAUUCACAGCCCUCCAUUGAUCACCAGACCAUGGCUGCCGCUGCAUUUGCUGCGCCUGGCAUAAUCUCAGCCUCUCCCUAUGGUGGAGCACAUGCCUUCCCCCCAACCUUUGCUAUCCAACAGGCAGGUCUGUCGAUGCCUGGUAUUCCCAGUGCCCUGGCGUCCCUGGGUGUUGGCCACAGUGGCAUGGCGGCUGCAGCAGCGGCUGCCAGCCGGCUCGGCCUAUCAGGCCUCACUGCCUCUGGCGGACACAAUGUCUUGUUGGUCAGCAAUCUGAACCCUGAGAGCGUUACGCCACACUGCCUCUUUAUUCUUUUCGGUGUGUAUGGCGAUGUGAUGAGGGUGAAGAUCCUGUUCAAUAAGAAGGAGAAUGCUCUGAUCCAGAUGUCUGAUGGCACACAGGCUCAGCUAGCUAUGAGCCACCUGAAUGGCCAGCGGCUUCACGGCAGGGCCAUGCGUGUGACAUUGUCAAAACACACCACAGUGCAGCUUCCCAGAGAAGGCCACGAGGACCAGGGCCUCACAAAGGACUACAGCAACUCCCCGCUGCACCGUUUCAAGAAGCCUGGCUCCAAGAAUUACUCCAACAUCUUCCCACCCUCUGCAACACUCCACCUCUCCAACAUACCGCCCUCUGUGAUGGAGGAUGACCUCAGGAGGCUGUUUGCCAGCUCAGGAGCCACAGUCAAGGCCUUCAAGUUCUUUCAGAAAGACCGCAAGAUGGCCCUGAUCCAGAUGGGGUCAGUCGAGGAGGCAAUUGAGUCCCUCAUCGAGUUCCACAACCACGAUCUGGGGGAGAACCACCACCUUCGAGUGUCCUUCUCCAAGUCCACCAUCUGAGUGCCUUUCCUUCCUCCCUCCAAAUCUAUUGCCAUCUGAAUGCUACUUUUCUCAAGUUUGCCUUGAGUGGAAAUGGCAACCAUAACAUAUUUAAGACUGUUUCUGUGUAGAGUGUUGCUCCCUUCACCUCAAUACUUGGUCAUUCCCCACCAUUUAUAGGUUUGCGUAUCAGAUUUGAUCAAGUCUCCUUAUUGAUUCCAGUUCCUAUUCCGGAUUCCAAAUCUUUUCAUAUUAUCACAAAAACACCAAAAUAGGUUGAAAACAAAAACAUUUGGAAUAAAUGUAGACAAAUAUGAAUAUUCCUUCCUGCCAUUCACAAAUUGAAUUGUCGCUGUUCUACACUUGUUUGUGUUUGAGCUACAGUGGCUUGCAGUAGCUGAUUCUGGGGCAUUAUGACUUCAACUUGGGAUAUCAAAAACCAUGCCACAGGAAGUUAGACUUCCUCCAAUGCUGGAAAUUGUGAUCAAUGAUUCCAAUUUCCUGUGAUCAAUGAUUCCAAUUUCCUAUAUCACUUGUCAAACAUUAUCCAAAUGCAUAGGCGACAUAAACGAAAAAGACCAAACUUAGUUCAGGAGUCAAAGAAUAGAAUCACAGCGUGUGUCGGAGAAAAUCCCAGGUCUUUAAAAAAAAAAAUAAAAUAAAAUGGGAUCUGGUUCCAGUUCAGAACAGGUCCUUGGUGCCCAAACCUAAUAAUUUGUUCCAUCACAAAGUUUUGAGUGGGGUCCUGGGAAACGGGCAACAUUCUGCAUUGAAACAUUUUACUAUAUUGGAGGUAAAGUAGGGGAAGCUGAUGAACUGUCACUUUAGACCAAAUUGCUUAAAAAAAAAAAAAAAAAAAAAAAAUAAAAAAAAAAAAUUAAAAAAAAAAAUUAUAAAGAAAAAAGGAAGAAAAAAAAAAAGACACCCUCCACCACAGAUGUAUGCUUAUGUGGAUGAAUCAUAUCCACACCAGACACACUUCAGCAUUCCUUUUACUAUGAUAGUCGUGUGGAUAUAUCUAUGUGUGUGUGCCUUUUUUUUUUUUUUUUUUUUUUUUUUUUGAAAUGCCACUUUGAACCUGUUUGGCCAGUCAGAAACGGUUAGAGACAAUGAUUUUGUUUUGGCUCACAGACCAACAAACAAUUUAUUUCCCAGUAUCCAUUUUUAUUUUAUCUUCUUGUAACUACCCACAUAUUUGCUUUGGGGGAUCCAUACCACUAUCUGAAGUUGUUAUAAUAAGGACGCAUUCUUCUUUCAUUAUCUUUAUCUACAGUCUUGUGCCUUACUUUUGCCCCAACCAGAUUGCCUUAAGCAUUGCUCUGGCUUCAUUUGGAAAAGAUGUGGUUCUCAAAAUGCCUUUUUGUUUUCUCAUGCCUUUCGGUAUGUACCAGCAUUGUUAAAAUGGGGGAAAGUGGCUCAUUCAGUCUUCUGUUUCUUAUCUAAGGAUUUGUAUGCAUAUAGCCUCAUUAUAUAUGUAGAAACUAUGAAUGUAAGUCAGUUAGAUGCCUAAUAUCCUUGCUAGGUGAUGUAGCUCUAUUAGGUGUAUUGUGGCAGGAAGUAGAGCUGUAUUCAGCCCUCCUCGCCUACAGGUCCCAUUCAUUUUCCUUUAGUCCUCUCUCCGUAGGGCCAGUGGUGUUUGGGGCCUUAUUUAACCAUAUUAUGUUCAUCUAUAAGUGGACACCUAUAUAUUCAUUUAUCUUUUCUUUUUAAUGUUAGCAUUUAAAUGUGUAUCAAUUCUAAGCUUAACUGAUACCUAUAUGUAGUGGCUGGGUUUGAUCAUUAUCACAGUGCCUUGACUCCUUGAGUUUUUAAUCUGAGGCUGACACACUUUGCAGCCUCAUCAGUUGACUUUGUUUACCUCUCAUUCAGCUGUUUUAUCUUACCUGUCUGCAAAGAUGCCUUUAUCCCAUUAUAUUCAGGUAAUUGUACCUGUGAGAGGGCAGCUGGGGGGCAUUUGUCAAUUGAUAGUAACGACAGUCUUGGACUGUGUCGGAAAACCCAGUAUAUUUUUUCUCUUAAAUUCAGGAUAACAUGAUUACAGGGUGGGACAACCCUCACCCAUUCCCUGCCUGUGUCCACUUAAGCCACAGUCAGGUUCUUUAGUGCACUUUUCCUCAAUGAUAGGUCCAAGUUGACACCCUCACGCUGAAGUCUUAAACAUCGUCACAUUCCUGCGUGCCUCACGCACCAGUUUCCACCACUGUAGUCUUGGACCAGAUACAGACUUGCUCUGUCUCUAUUUUUGUAAAAGAUUAUUAUGCAUGAUUUAACGAAGCUUCAUGUAGCUGCAGACGGUUAUUGCUGUUAAGGACCAAAGUAUCUUCUAUCCCUGCUGUUUUGUAGUGUUGUGAUUUCUUAAAGGUUUUUUUUCACAUUCCUGCUAUUCCACAAGAACACAAGGCUUCGAUUUCCUUCUUUCUGUUCCUCAAAUGCCUUGGACAAAAGUCACAUGAAGUUAAAAUAUGUUUUGGGUAACAACAUAUACUGUAUAUUGUACCCCUUUUGUUUGAUUGACUUUACAAAGAGCCUAAUUUUGGGUAGAGAUCGCUUUAGAAUGGAUACUUAAUUGAUCCACAGUCCUAGCUGUGAUGUUGACAGUGUAGAAGAUUAUAUGCCUUUCAGUUAUUGUUAAAAGCUUUUAUUUUUCUCUCCUUUUUUAUAUGGGGGCGGGGUGGGGUUAUUGUAUGAAGCGGGGGUUGAUGGUUGUAUAUAUUCAUGUUUUUGUACCACAAAAUCAUUUGGAUUAUAUCCACUUUACGUUCAAAACAUGUAUAUUUUGAUAAAACAAUACAGACCUAUUGAGCUCUCUGGAGCUGUAAAAAACAAAAAAACUUUUGUAACACAAAGACAUUAAACCUAUCUGAACACAGAAGUGUCUCUGUAUGUGCCCCGCUCCCCCCUCCCCCCUUUGCCAUUCUGUUCUUGUCUCUUGCAUCUUCUGCUGCCUUCAAUAAAUCUUUAGUUUGUUCCUUCUUUCA
Seriola dumerili (greater amberjack) is the source of this 4746-nucleotide messenger RNA. It is a transcript of the gene ptbp1a, whose product is annotated as polypyrimidine tract-binding protein 1-like. NCBI's taxonomy places the organism in Eukaryota, Metazoa, Chordata, Actinopteri, Carangiformes, Carangidae. The transcript is spliced from 16 exons. Gene Ontology annotation, biological process: regulation of cell differentiation; mRNA processing; regulation of RNA splicing. Bases 206 to 1789 code for a protein of 527 amino acids. Gene Ontology annotation, molecular function: mRNA binding. The record is from RefSeq and is a predicted model, not a curated record. Gene Ontology annotation, cellular component: nucleus.